Oncorhynchus gorbuscha (pink salmon) is the source of this 6491-nucleotide messenger RNA. Its product is annotated as phospholipid-transporting ATPase ID-like. Gene Ontology annotation, molecular function: ATP hydrolysis activity; ATP binding; ATPase-coupled intramembrane lipid carrier activity. Gene Ontology annotation, biological process: Golgi organization; phospholipid translocation. The transcript has 28 exons. The coding region runs from base 141 to 4286 and encodes 1381 amino acids. Gene Ontology annotation, cellular component: plasma membrane. NCBI's taxonomy places the organism in Eukaryota, Metazoa, Chordata, Actinopteri, Salmoniformes, Salmonidae. The record is from RefSeq and is a predicted model, not a curated record.
GGACAGGACUGGACCAAGAGUGUUCGGUACAGCUCUCGGAGCGUCUGUCUGUCUCUGCGCAAGAUGCUCAGCAGAACCGGGGAAAACCUAUUGACCGAUUAACUACGUUAGUCCCUGUUAGGUUAAGGAAGCGAGUCAGAAUGACUAUCCCCAAAGAUAUUCCUGAAAAGUGGUUCCCCAUCGUUCUUCCACUGCAACAGAAGAAACAACAAGGACUAGCUGCUAAAACCAAGAAGACGUGGACAGAGGAGGAGAGGAGGGUCCGGGCCAAUGACAGAGAAUACAACGAGAAGUUUCAGUAUGCGAGUAACUGUAUUGUGACGUCUAAGUACAACGUCAUCACCUUUCUGCCCGUCAACCUGUUUGAACAGUUCCAGGAAGUGGCCAACACCUACUUCCUCUUUCUGCUCAUACUGCAGUUGAUUCCUCAGAUCUCGUCUCUCUCCUGGUUCACCACCAUAGUGCCUUUAGUCCUGGUGCUCAGCAUCACUGCAGUAAAGGAUGCCACUGACGACUAUUUCCGUCACAAGAGUGACAACCAGGUGAACAACCGGCAGUCUCAGGUCGUCAUCCACGGCUCUAGUCCAAAGGAGAAGUGGAUGAAUGUAAGAGUGGGUGAUAUCAUUAAACUGGAGAAUAACCAGUUUGUGGCAGCUGACCUUCUCUUACUGUCCAGUAGUGAACCUCAUAGCCUCUGUUACAUCGAGACCGCAGAGCUAGAUGGGGAGACCAAUAUGAAGGUGCGUCAGUCUCUGUCUGUGACUGCAGAGCUUGGAGACCCCAACAGCCUGGCCUCUUUUGAUGGUGAGGUGGUCUGUGAGCCUCCCAACAACAAGCUGGACAGGUUCUGUGGUCUUCUGUGCUGGAGAGAUUGUAAAUACCCCCUGAGCAACCACAACAUGUUACUACGAGGCUGUGUUCUCCGCAACACAGAGACCUGCUACGGACUAGUCAUCUUUGCAGGCCCAGACACCAAGCUGAUGCAGAAUAGUGGUCGCACCAAAUUCAAACGCACAAGCAUCGACCGCCUCAUGAACACACUGGUGCUCUGGAUCUUUGGCUUCAUGGUGUGUAUGGGUGUGAUCCUGGCUGUGGGGAACGCUGUGUGGGAGAGAGAGGUGGGUUCUCUGUUCCAGAGUUACCUGGCCUGGGACCUGCCUGUAGACAACUUCCUGUUCUCUGCUUUCCUCUCCUUCUGGUCCUACGUCAUCAUUCUCAACACCGUGGUGCCCAUCUCACUCUACGUCAGUGUGGAGGUGAUUAGGCUGGGUCAUAGUUACUUUAUAAACUGGGACAGGAAGAUGUUCUGUCCACAGUGUAACACAGCAGCUGAAGCCAGGACCACCACUCUCAACGAGGAACUGGGACAGGUGGAGUACAUCUUCAGUGACAAGACAGGAACUCUCACUCAGAACAUCAUGAGCUUCAGCAAGUGCUCUAUCAAUGGACAUGCCUAUGGUGAGGUGAUCGACCCGUUGGGAGCACAGCCAAAGAGGCUAGACUUCUCCUCCUUCAACCCCCUGGCGGACCCUGACUUCUGUUACUAUGACAACGGUCUGCUGAAGUCGGUGAAGCUGGGAGACCUUCACAGCCACGAGUUCUUCCGGCUGCUUUCCCUCUGUCACACCGUCAUGAGUGAGGAGAAGAAGGAGGGAGAGUUGAUGUAUAAGGCCCAGUCUCCAGAUGAGGGUGCGUUGGUGACAGCAGCCAGGAACUUUGGUUUUGUGUUCCGGUCUAGAACCCCUGGUACUGUCACUGUGACAGAGCUGGGCCGACCCGUCACAUACACACUGCUGGCCAUCCUCGACUUCAACAACAUCCGCAAGAGGAUGUCCGUUAUAGUGCGUAACCCUGAGGGGAGGAUACGUCUAUACUGUAAAGGAGCUGAUACUCUGUUGUUUGAGAGGCUCCACUCCUCCAACAAUCACCUGAUGAACAUCACAACAGAUCAACUUAAUGAGUAUGCUGGGGACGGUCUGCGGACCCUGGCCCUGGCCUACAGAGACCUAUCAGAGGAGCAGUGGGAGGACUGGUCAGAGAGACACCGCCAAGCAGACAGAGCUACAGACUGUAGAGAGGACAGACUGGCUGACAUAUAUGAACACAUAGAACAGGACAUGAUGCUCCUGGGAGCCACAGCCAUAGAGGAUAAGCUACAGGAGGGAGUUCCUGAGACCAUCGCUAUCCUCUCUCUCGCUAACAUCAAGAUCUGGGUCCUCACGGGAGACAAACAGGAGACAGCAGUUAAUAUAGGUUACUCCUGUAAGAUGCUGACUGGUGAUAUGACUGAGGUGUUCAUCAUCAGUGGAAACACAGUGCUGAGUGUUAGAGAGGAACUCAGGAGAGCGAGGGAGAGGAUGAUAGAGUUUGCCCGUACGAGAGAGGGAGAAAAGGAGGAGGGGAUGGAGGGAUGGGGCGAGGCCUGUUCUCUGGGGAAUGGGUUUGGGGGAGACGGGGGAGGAGAUGGGAGAGAGUGGCCCUCCGUGGGGGACAAACAGCAGCAGUGUCCCCCUCCCCCUGGCCCUCCCGCCCCUCGACCCCCCUCCUCAACCACGCUAGACUCCAUAUCUGGAGAGUUCGCUCUCGUCAUCAACGGACAUAGCCUGGCCCAUGCGUUGGAGGCUGAUAUGGAGGGGGAGUUUGUGUCUACAGCGUGUGUCUGUAGAGCAGUGAUCUGCUGCAGGGUGACUCCUCUACAGAAAGCCCUGGUGGUGGAGCUCAUCAAGAAACACAAGAAAGCUGUCACCCUGGCCAUAGGAGACGGGGCUAAUGAUGUUAGCAUGAUCAAGACGGCUCAUAUAGGAGUGGGCAUCAGUGGUCAGGAGGGCAUCCAGGCAGUGCUGGCAUCUGACUACUCCUUCUCCCAGUUCCGCUUCCUCCAGCGCCUGCUGCUGGUCCACGGACGCUGGUCCUACCUCCGCAUGUGUCGCUUCCUCUGCUACUUCUUCUACAAGAACUUUGCCUUCACCAUGGUGCACUUCUGGUUUGGCUUCUUCUGUGGCUUCUCUGCCCAGACAGUAUAUGAUCAGUACUUCAUCACUCUCUAUAACAUCGUCUACACCUCUCUCCCCGUGCUGGCCAUGGGAAUAUUUGACCAGGACGUCCCAGAGCAGCGUAGUCUGGAGUAUCCUAAGCUGUAUGAGCCAGGUCAGCUUAACCUGCUGUUCAACAAGAGAGAGUUCUUCAUCUGUAUAACCCAGGGUAUCUACACUAGUGUUGUGUUGUUCUUCGUACCCUAUGCCAUCCUGUCCCACGGAACCCAGGGCACCGGGGAACCCCUCGCUGACUACCAGACCUUUGCUGUUACCACGGCCACCACCCUGGUGAUCGUGGUCAGUGUGCAGAUUGCUCUGGACACGGGCUACUGGACAGCCAUCAACCAUUUCUUUGUGUGGGGCUCUGUGGGCUCCUUCUUCACCAUCAUGUUGGCUAUGCACAGCCAGACUCUAUUCAGCAUCUUUCCCAACCAGUUCCACUUCGUAGGCAGUGCCCAGAGCACACUGGUCCAGCCGCUGGUGUGGCUGACCAUCGUCUUGGCCACAGUGAUCUGCAUCGUUCCAGUUCUGGCUUUCCGAUUCCUCAAACUGGACCUGAAACCACAGCUCUCUGAUACGGUGCGUUACACCCAGCUGGUGCGUCAGAAGACGAGGAAGCCAGCGGGUCGAUGCAUGGGAGGAGUCAGGGUCGGAGGCGUGCCUGAGGGUCGUCUGGGGGCGAGGGGCGGGUUCAGGAGGUCAGGAUAUGCCUUUGCCCACCAGGAGGGCUUUGGGGAGCUCAUCACCUCUGGGAAGAACAUGAGACUGUCCUCCCUGGCCCUGGCCAACUUUGCCUCCAGACACAGCUCCAGCUGGAUAGACACCCUGCGCAAAAAGAAACACUCAAAUACACAUCCCCCGCAGAACGCCUCAGGAGAGAGCAGCCCGGCACCUAGCUAUGUGUCGGGAUCAGCUCCCCCCCUGUCUAAUUCAUCCUCUCUCCUGGGGGGGUCACAGGAUACUCCCCUGGAGGAGGGAACACACACGCUGCCUGUCAUACUCCCACAGGUGGCUUCUGGCCCUCCCACAAACACACUACCAGCGUUAGCUCCAGCCCAGGUCCCCUCUGCUGACGCUCUCACUCCCACCUCUGUGAGGAGUCCUGGGGGAGACUCGGUUGGUGGCUGGAACCUUAGUCUGGGCGCUGUACAGGAUGCUCUAUUUGGUUGGAGGGGCGUCGCCUAUCGCACCAGCGGAACCAGCAGCCCGGGGCCUCCCCCUGUUCCCAAGGAAACCAACCACACCGUAUGAGACGGACAGACAGAUGGACAGAUGAUAGAAAGAAGAAGGACAGGCUGUCAUAUCCCACUGGAUUCUCUUGGAAUACGUGAAGAAAUACUGCAUUUGGAAGUUUGGAAUACUGAAGGUGGAAUGUUUGGAAUACUGAAGGUGGAACGUUUGGAAUGGCCCUCACCCUGGGUUAGGAAGAGAUCCAAAGUGGCAGCCAUUGUAGGCAGAAGGCAUGCACACCCAUCAACACCCACUGGCAUUGUAGGCAGAAGGCAUGCACACCCAUCAACACCCACUGGCAUUGUAGGCAGAAGGCAUGCACACCCAUCAACACCCACUGGCAUUGUAGGCAGAAGGCAUGUAAGUCGCUUUGGAUAAAAGCGUCUGCUAAAUGGCAUAUAUUAUUAUUAUUAUUAUUAUGUACACCCAUCAACACCCACUGGCAUUGUAGGCAGAAGGCAUGCACACCCAUCAACACCCACUGGCAUUGUAGGCAGAAGGCAUGCACACCCAUCAACACCCACUGGCAUUGUAGGCAGAAGGCAUGCACACCCAUCAACACCCACUGGCAUUGUAGGCAGAAGGCAUGUAAGUCGCUUUGGAUAAAAGCGUCUGCUAAAUGGCAUAUAUUAUUAUUAUUAUUAUUAUGUACACCCAUCAACACCCACUGGCAUUGUAGGCAGAAGGCAUGCACACCCAUCAACACCCACUGGCAUUGUAGGCAGAAGGCAUGCACACCCAUCAACACCCACUGGCAUUGUAGGCAGAAGGCAUGCACACCCAUCAACACCCACUGGCACCCAUAUGACACUGUCGUUGCAAUAGUGUUGGUACAUAUAUGUUUCCGUCUGAAAGAUAGUGUGUGGUAGUUGUAAUAGACAUGCUCAGACUACCCACAACCCACUUCUCUGUCUUCUUCAACCAAUGAGGCAGGCUGAAAGAAGCACUUCUUCAUGCAAAUGAUGUAACCAUCUGCUGAAGAGCUUGGUACCACAGGGUUCCGGACAGAAACCCCGCUCCAACAGCACCGCUGUGGUUCAGACAUGACUAUACUGGAUCAUAUGUCAUAACAUCAUAUCAGAUUGGUUCAAAACAAAGUAUUGAAUUGAGUCUUUAUGACAGAAGAGAGGUUCAUUUGAUGGUCAGAAAGGUGGUGAAUUGAGUCUUUAUGACAGAAGAGAUGUUCAUUUGAUCAUCAGAAAGGUGGUGAAUUGAGUCUUUAUGACAGAAGAGAGGUUCAUUUGAUCAUCAGAAAGGUGGUGAAUUGAGUCUUUAUGACAGAAGAGAGGUUCAUUUGAUGGUCAGAAAGGUGGUGAAUUGAGAUGAAAUAGCAGAAUGAGUGUUUUUAUGAUGAGCUGCUGUUAGACAUAGUACUCCAAUACACCUGUCUGUAUCCAGCUGUUAACCAAUCAUAAACAUGUCUUUAAUAGGCCAAGUAAUGCUAUCUACCUUCUCUAAUAAUGUAUGACAGCGUGUAAACCAAUGCAGUAGUGUAGAGCUGUCCCUCUAACCUGUACAGUCUGUAUGAGGAAUGUCUCUAGAACCUUAUCAGUGGUCCUGGUCUUUGUAUUCAUGAUUACAUAUUGCUGUGUCACCAUGCCCAAAGGCUUAGUCAAACCAGACAGGCUGCACCAUCCUACACUCUUAUGGGUACAUACUACUGUACAUUCUCUAUCUGUCUGCCUGACUGAAAUCUUCACAUACAUAGUCCGUCUGUUGUUUUAGCCAAUAACUUGGCAGGACACUGAGGGGUUCAGUCAGCCAACCAAUGACUGAAGAAUGCAGGAUGCUGUCCUUGCUGGAAUGUUGUAGUAUAUGUCAUCAUAAGUUCGUGGGCAGAGUUUCUGUGUUCACUAUAGUUCUCAGUGAGAACGGCAUUUUAACCUUACAGGACACAGCAAGACUCCUCUUCGUCAUGUUCUUCUUCAUCCUCCUCCACUUCACCAUAUUGGUGACCUGCUGCUCGGCCCACAGACAGAACUACAGUUAUAUCUCUGACUCUGAGCCCCACCCGUACUGGGCUUAAGAGAGAGGAGAUGGACUUCUAACAACAACCUGGACCUCCAUGUUGCUUUGGGGCGGACUGACUCUGAGGCGUUGUGAGAGACAAUGGACAAUAAGCCCUCUAUGGCGUCCAUGUUGCUUUGGGGCGGACGGAGGCUUGGGAGGGGGGGGAUCAGGGUUAUUAUUAUUAAGCCUUAAUAAAUCCACAGUAAUGAUGAUCAA